CGAAGGUUCCAGCCACUUCACAUUCUCACGCUCACACAGUUUAUCCUCUUCCCUUCCCUUCCUCUCGCCUUUCUUCAAUGGCCACUACAGUGUUGAAGACGCCGCCCUCCUUCACUUCUCCGGCGACAUGCGCCGCUUCACCGGUCAGAUUCCACAACUUUCCCCGCGUUUCCUUUGCACCCAGUAAAUUAUCGCUGAUACGGUGUCGGAUUCGCCGAGGGAAUCAUAACAGGAGCAGUGUUAGCUUUAGCGGUCGCUCGUUUCAUAAAUUAUUGACCUUCGCUGCUGAUGGAGAAGCUGCGGGGACUCAAACAGAUACUCAAGAGAAAGACCCGGCGCAAGAAUCAGAAUCCGAGACUGCAUUUGAGGGGAAAUCUGAUGAUGAAGAUUACGUUGAUGCAUCUAGUGAGAGUGAUGAGUCUGAAGAACCUACUUCUGUGAUCAAACCAUUUUUAGUUUUAUACAAAGAGGCUUUAGCUAACAAUGAUAAGUCAAAAAUUGCUGAAAUAGAAUCAGUUUUUAAAUCCAUUGAAGAUGAGAAAAAUGAGCUUGAGAGAAAAGUGGUUGCUUUAUCUGAAGAAUUGUCUUAUGAGAAGGAUCGGGUCCUUAGAAUCAGUGCUGACUUUGAUAAUUUUCGGAAGAGAACAGAGAGAGACAGGCUCUCGCUGGUGACAAAUGCACGAGGAGAAGUUGUCGAAAGUCUGUUACCUGUUUUGGAUAAUUUCGAACGAGCUAGAACUCAGAUCAAAGUGGAAACUGAAGGAGAGGAGAAGGUCAACAAUAGUUAUCAGAGCAUAUACAAACAAUUUGGGGAGAUUCUGACUUCCCUUGGCGUUGUUCCUGUGGAGCCCGUUGGGAAACCAUUUGAUCCAAUGUUGCAUGAAGCUAUAAUGCGCGAAGAAUCCACAGAAUACAAAGAUGGCAUUAUCAUUGAAGAAUUCCGAAAGGGUUUCCAACUUGGGGAGAGACUCUUGCGACCAUCGAUGGUCAAGGUGUCUUCUGGUCCGGGGCCCGCUGAUUCUGAACCCGAGGACACAUCAAAUGAACAGAAGGAUGCUGAUGAAACUGCACCCGAUGAGGAAUAAUUGUGUCAGGUACAAGACAAAAAUUUUGUAUUUCAAAAGCGCGAUCAUUUGUAACUUGUUCGGUAGAAAAUGUUUGUUUUAGUUCGUUCUUUGCUCGGUGGAUUAAAUUUAAAUUGUUCCAUACAUGCUUCUGGUACAAGAUGAAUUUGACAAUAGCACGCAUGUUUCUUUUUCUUUUCUUUCUCUUUUUAUUGCGCAACGAGGAAAUAUGCUCUCACUGCAACAUGAAAAUGUUCGAAAUUUGUUGCCUGAAUUUUUUGUGGUAAUCUAUUACUUUUAAUCACUUGUA
This is a messenger RNA of Andrographis paniculata, 1374 nucleotides long. RefSeq lists its product as uncharacterized. The coding region runs from base 78 to 1085 and encodes 335 amino acids. Gene Ontology annotation, biological process: protein folding. Gene Ontology annotation, molecular function: protein homodimerization activity; protein-folding chaperone binding; adenyl-nucleotide exchange factor activity. Gene Ontology annotation, cellular component: chloroplast. The record is from RefSeq and is a predicted model, not a curated record. The transcript has 3 exons. NCBI's taxonomy places the organism in Eukaryota, Viridiplantae, Streptophyta, Magnoliopsida, Lamiales, Acanthaceae.